GCGAGAAGAGGGUAAGUAAACGAUUUCUUCAAACCAGCUUGCAGCUGUCAUUUUUGUAGCCUGUAUCGCCCAUAGUGUCCCAAGGGGACAAGCUCAAUCUGCCUCACGUUGGAGGUUGCUGUCCUCUCUAUCUGGCUUACCCUCAGAUCCUCCCUUUUCCCCUCCUGGUUUCUUCCCGAACCUCUUGCUCUCCUUAAAACCUCUUUACUUGGAGUGAACCACCAUGGCAACAGCAAAGCCCAAAGGGCAGAACUCUCUGGCCCUCCACAAAGUGAUCAUGGUGGGCAGUGGUGGAGUGGGGAAGUCAGCCCUCACUCUGCAGUUCAUGUAUGACGAGUUUGUUGAGGACUAUGAACCAACCAAAGCGGACAGCUAUAGGAAAAAGGUAGUUCUGGAUGGGGAGGAGGUCCAGAUAGACAUCCUGGACACUGCGGGACAAGAGGACUAUGCUGCCAUCCGGGACAACUACUUCCGCAGUGGGGAGGGCUUCCUCUGUGUCUUUUCCAUCACUGAGGCAGAGUCGUUUGCAGCUACAGCAGACUUCAGGGAGCAGAUCUUGCGGGUGAAGGAGGAUGAGAGUGCACCCUUCCUCCUGGUGGGGAACAAGUCUGACUUGGAGGACCGGAGGCAGGUCAGCGCGGAAGAGGCCAAGGCGCGUGCUGAACAGUGGGGCGUGUGCUACGUGGAGACCUCUGCCAAAACCCGUGCCAAUGUCGACAAGGUAUUCUUUGACCUGAUGAGAGAGAUCCGAGCGAGGAAGAUGGAGGACAGUAAAGAGAAAAACGGCAAGAAGAAAAGGAAAAGUUUGGCCAAGCGGAUUAGAGAGAGAUGCUGCAUUUUAUAGUGACAAGGGGGUCAGUGAUGACUGCUUUGUGUAUAUAAAUAUUUCACCUAUUUUUGCAUUUUAUUUGUGCCCAUAGAAGCCCCUUACUCCUGGUUCUGGUACCCAGGGAUUCUAGUCUUGGAUCAGAAGUGACUGGUUGGUUUAACAAAAGGUUAGUGGCACUGACUGUGGCAAGUGGUUCAUGGACAGAUUUGGCAGUCCCAUAAUCCUUGUCGCUCAAUCGAUCCUCUAUGCUCUGACACUUCUCAAACCUGCGGCCUCUUUAGUUCUUCUGGAUCACAUGUUAGAGAUGGCACAGACUCAAUGUGGUGAAAACAUUGGGCAUGGCUCUUUGUAGGCAGAUUUUUUUUUUAAAUGUGAUUUUUUUUAACGUGAAUAGAACUUAUGUAAGCAUACCCAACAAGACCAUGGUCAUGUUAUGGGCGGCAGGGUAGCCUAGUGGUUAGAGCGUUGGACUAGUAACCGGAAGGUUGUGAGUUCAAACCCCCGAGCUGACAAGGUACAAAUCUGUCGUUCUGCACCUGAACAGGCAGUUAACCCACUGUUCCCAGGCCGUCAUUGAAAAUAAGAAUGUGUUCUUAACUGACUUGCCUGGUUAAAUAAAGGUAAAAAAUAAAAAUAAAAAAUAAAAAAAAAAGACAGAUCUUGGACAGCCCCAAACCCAGACCAUUUUCCUACUUCUGAGGGACCAUUUCCAAUUGAAAUGAUUUGACACCAAUUAACCUGAUUGAAUGAGAGGGAAAAAGCCUGCAUGCCUCCAGGGUUGGGUUUCCCAAAGGCAUCUUAAGGCUAAGUUUGUUAGAAAUUUCAUAGGAGCGUCGUUAAAUCUCAGCUGUUUCACAAAACCAUCAUUACUAACUUCCAUUUGAAAACACUUGUAUCUAACUACUGCUUCAGACCACUUGUAGAACAGCUAAAGUGUCAUAUCUUUUGCCCUCCCGCAUAACUUUACACACCAUCUCAGAUAAACACAAUCAAAGUGUUUGUCUCUGACUGCGGUUAACUUCAUAGUUGACUAAAAAUAGUCUACAAAAUGUGCAAUGCUACAAACAAGCGAAGCAAUGACAAAACAGGUUUCAAAUGAAAACCGAGAUUACUAUAUUGUAAGAUAGAUAUUAGAAUACAUAUUUCAGUCAUAUUGAAAUUGUUUAAUCAAUUGAGUUAUAUUUUUCUAAUUGUAGGCUACUGUAAGAUGUGCCAAAUCUGGUUUAGUGUAUUAUUAUAGGCUAAGCUGAUCAUACUUUCUGUAGGAGCAUGUCCUUCAUCACUAUUGUAUAUUCUUUCUAGGCCCAGGACUAGUUAGGCACUGAAUUAUUUAAAAAAUAAACCAAAAAUCCAGGUGUACUAUUGAUGCAUACACUUAAGUUUUCAAAACUUCAAAAUCGUGUACGUAAGCACACUAACAAGCUUUGUUCUCCUCUGUUGCGAGGGGAAUCAGUUUCAUUAUUUACACUCCCUUUCAUUCAUUCUUGGAGAGAAGACCAAUUCUUUGGGUUCUCGUUCAUUAUGGUAGAAAGGUGUGAAACUUGACAGUUUACCUGUCCUUUACUUCAUUUACUUUUUCCAUUGGAAAAGUUAGGUCCUGUAAUUAAGGAGCAUUACCAGGAAUCACCAUAUUCUCUGUCACGUUCUCUCUUGGUUUCUAUAGCACCAAGUCCUUUCCAUUACUGCUGCCUCAGACCCACUUGUUACAGACUGGGUCAACUGGAUUCUAUCUAAACAUGUCAUAGAUCUUUGGUCUUAAAGGGCUAUUACACUUCCUAAUUUUGCCUUGUUUUAGACUUGGUUCAUUAAAUGCAAGUUUCCAUGACUGAAUUCAAACGGGAGUUGGUUUCGCGGUCUGGUUUGAUGUAGGUGUCUCUUGUGUGUUCGCAGAUGGGAAGAGUUAGCCAAUUAGCUUCAGCCGGCUGGUGUGCUACCUUGGCAAAGUUGGUUUGACUUUGGCUAGCCUAUCUCUGGGAAUAGUAGGGACUAGAUGUCGACCGAUUAUGAUUUUUCAACGCCGAUAAUAAAAAUUAUCGGCAAAUCGGCGCCCAAAAAUACCGAUAUCCGAUUGUUAUGAAACCUUGAAAUCAGCCCUAAUAAAUCGGUCGACCUCUAGUAGGGACCGUCCAUAAGUUACACAAUGUACAUCAUUUUAGUUCUCAUUAAAUGCUUUCAAUAUUUG
Oncorhynchus kisutch (coho salmon) is the source of this 3011-nucleotide messenger RNA. It is a transcript of the gene ralaa, whose product is annotated as v-ral simian leukemia viral oncogene homolog Aa (ras related). Gene Ontology annotation, molecular function: GTPase activity; GTP binding. NCBI's taxonomy places the organism in Eukaryota, Metazoa, Chordata, Actinopteri, Salmoniformes, Salmonidae. The record is from RefSeq and is a predicted model, not a curated record. Gene Ontology annotation, biological process: signal transduction. The transcript is spliced from 5 exons. Bases 224 to 844 code for a protein of 206 amino acids. Gene Ontology annotation, cellular component: membrane.